Messenger RNA from Toxotes jaculatrix (banded archerfish), 3248 nucleotides. It is a transcript of the gene sytl3, whose product is annotated as synaptotagmin-like 3. NCBI's taxonomy places the organism in Eukaryota, Metazoa, Chordata, Actinopteri, Toxotidae. Bases 1374 to 2699 code for a protein of 441 amino acids. The transcript is spliced from 13 exons. The record is from RefSeq and is a predicted model, not a curated record. Gene Ontology annotation, molecular function: small GTPase binding; neurexin family protein binding. Gene Ontology annotation, cellular component: exocytic vesicle; plasma membrane. Gene Ontology annotation, biological process: exocytosis; intracellular protein transport.
AACGAUCUGGCGAUGGUCAAUAGGAAAGCCGAGCCUCUUAUAGUCUGGAGUGUAGAGUAAUCACGCCCAGAUUGCGCACAGGUGUGUGCACUCAGGUUGAAAGUGAGGAGCUGCCCUGGAAUCCACACCUGUGAACACACCCACACCGAAGAACACGCCCCCACACAAACACAGAAAGAAAAGAGAACAAUCCCAGGGGCAGCCGGGCUGCCUCAUGACAUUUUAUGAAUCUGCUUUAUGAACGUACAGAGAUGGGACAAUAAAGGAGAGAGACUGGAGAAAAGUGACAAACAUGAUUGAAGUUCCUCACAAAUAGUUGAGUCAUAAGCUGAGCUGAGUCAUCACUUCUUAAGUCAAUGCCCCUGUAUUUUGCUAGCUUGCAACCGAUGUCUCAACAGCUGGUUCACUGGCUCUUUGAGGGCAAAUGAACAAAUAAUUUGUCAACAUUGUGUGAAUCACAUUUCAUUAUCUUUAGACAGAGCCAGGUUUGCUGUUUUCCCAUGCUUCAUAUUUACUGUACAGACAUGAAAGUGGCAUUGACCUUCUCAUCUAACCGUGGGCAAGAAUGACAAUAAGCUAAUUUCCCAAAAUGUUGAACUACUCCUUUAAUAUAAGACCUUUAAUUCUGUAUUGUAAUUGCAUUUCAUAAAACAGACCACCAUUUCUCCUUAGUCACAGAAUGAAAGCAGAAAGGUCUCGAUUUUCCUUUUUAUAGUGGAUUUGUUCCAAUUUGAAUUAGAUUUAAUAAUAGAUAAAUAUUUAGACAUAAGUCUACUGACCUGUAAAAAAAAAAAAAAAAAAAGAAUCUAGAACUCAGACGCAUGUCAGCCAUCAAUAAUGCAAACGUUGGCAUUUCGUUUGUUUUGCAGCCCUGUCGUCAGUGAUGCAUCACUGCUCUUCCUGUAGCUCAGGAAGCAGCGGUGCUGGUUUGUUAGGAGAGGGGCUGAAUACUGUGGGAAAAGGCCCUGUUACACUGAAGAUGAGGACAUGGGAAGUGUGAGAAAAGCUGUGUGGAAAGACAUUUCCCCAGUCGUUGGGGUAGAGUGAAGUUUCAUCAUUCAAGUGGAAAACUACAGCUCGCUGUUUAUCUGCUCAGGAGGUCUAUAUCCUGCUCUGACGUGGUUGGAGACUCUGAGGAUCUCACAAUCAGGAGAAGGCGGAUCUUGUUGUAGCAGGACGUAGAAUAACCUUUACAUCUUUUACUCUUUCAGCUCCGGAAGAUAAAGAGGAGGUCUGAGAACUGGGUCCAGUGAGGGGAGGGGUGAGGAGGAGGAGACAGGAACGAAAAAAAAGACAGUGAAGCAGAGAGGAGGACAGACAGAAGAGAAGAGAAGCAGUGAUAGCGACAGCUGAUCAGAGACUGUUGAUCAAAGAUGGAUUUAAAUUUGCUUCAAGCACUGGAGAGAGAAAAUGUCCUUGAGGUUCUUCGGAGAGACAAACAGCUACGCAUCAUUGAAGAGGACAGAAUUAGGAGGAUGAAAUGCGAGCUCCAGGAGCUUCGAAGGAGAGGUGCCAAGAGUUUUGCCCGGCAGUACGGUGAGCGGACCUGCGCCCGCUGCCAGAGGCCUCUGGGAAAGUUCUGGAACUCCGGCGCAGUCUGCCGUGGCUGCAGCCACCGGAUCUGCAGCAGGUGCCGCGUAGGCGUGGGAACGGCUGACUGGAAAUGCACGGUCUGCCAUGCCUACAGGGAGGUGAAGAUCAGGUCUGGAGAGUGGUUCUUAGAGGAAAAGGCAAAGAAAUUUCCGGUCGCCACAGACAAAUAUGAAACAGUUGGGGAGAAGAUAUUAAAGACCUACAAUGUGCUGAGUCAUAUAUCAGUUGUGCCACCCACUCCUCCUCCCCAUUUGGAUUACCAGUUCCUGAGCAGAUCUGGGGAUUUGAAAAACUCAAAACCCUUCACCAAAUCUAUGGAAGAUCUGAUGGUUUCUUUCACGAGCCAUAUCAAAAAGAUUUCAACUUCUCAAAAUGAUGUGCGAGGAGACCGGCUGAAAGUUGACAACAAUCGCAAAAGGUCCUGCUUCAAGUACAGCACCCAAAAGAGCCUGUCUGACACCGACAUCAACAUGUCUGCCCAUCUCUUUAAAGUCCCAAGUCUCCCAAACCUGUUCAAGAAAAGCAAAGACAGUGACCAGGAAGGCUCCUCCACUGGGGCAGAAGAGGAAACGUCUUUCAGUUCUGAGUACUCUGGAGGAAAGAGAGGCAGUAACAGCAGCAUCAGCACAGAUUGCGGCCUCUUUGAGAGCGUCAACGUGACGGGAGAGCUGGAGCUGGCUCUGCAAUACAACUCCAACACCUCCUGUCUGGAGAUCACGGUCAGCGCCUGCAGAAAUCUGACAUAUGGAGACAUCAAAAAGAGGAAGUGUCACCCAUACGUCAAACUCUACGUGCUGCCAGAAAAGAGCAGCAAAAUGAAGACGACGGUGAAGAAAAACACGACUGAUCCAGUUUAUAAUGAAGUUUUGAAGUAUCAAAUAGAGCGCCACCUACUGUUUGGAAAGAGACUGCAGGCCUCCGUGUGGCAUUCAAGAAGCCUGAAAAGGAAGGUGUUUCUAGGUGAGGUCCUUAUUCCACUGGAUGGCUGGAGAGCUGAGGACAAAGCCUCUGAACGCUUCAACUGGUACCCACUGUGUCCAAAGGCUGAGAGUUCAGAUGGAGGCGCUACAGAGCAGGAGUUCAGCUCCAGCUUCCAGGGUGUCUGACUCCGGGAGUAGGCAGAGAGAGCUCGUACUGACAACGCCCCUUUCUGUCGGUGAGACCAGGCGUCUCACCAGCUGCUAUCUGACUCAGUCUCCAGAACAUCUCUGUGAACCUGGAUCUGUGGGACCAAACCUCCUCCUGCCUCUCUGAGGGACCCCUGGGAGGGGCUCAAAUAGACCCUGGUAACAGCAGAGAUUUCCUUCUUCUCAUCCUAAAUAACUAAUUCUCUGGUAACUUGUCUAUUUCACAUUUUCUAAGCUGUAAACAAGCAAUUAAUGAAUGGCUUAUAACACACUAUAACUUAUUUGUAAGCAGAUAAAAGGAUAUUUUUAAGUAUUGAGCAAUGUAUUUGUUAGCAACAGCUACAACACACAGCUCCUCCUGAAAAGUAUUUCUGACAGUUAAUGAAUGAUUACAAUAUAAAAUAAGAAAGGCCGAAAAGUACAAAACAAGAAAGAUUAUAUAUCUUAGUACUUUUUAGGAACAUGAAAUGUGAUGUAUUUAUUUGUAAUUUUUAUUUGUUAAUUAUAUUUAUUAAUAAAGUAUUUAUU